Molecule: messenger RNA, 5481 nt
Organism: Hipposideros armiger (great roundleaf bat)
Lineage: Eukaryota; Metazoa; Chordata; Mammalia; Chiroptera; Hipposideridae
Gene: SNX18
Product: sorting nexin 18
Exons: 2
Coding region: 240-1934 (564 amino acids)
Biological process (GO): endosomal transport; endocytosis; protein transport
Cellular component (GO): cytoplasmic vesicle; plasma membrane
Molecular function (GO): protein binding; phosphatidylinositol binding
Source: RefSeq, a predicted model, not a curated record
GCGCAGCUGGGGACGUGGGAGGCCGCGGGCCCCGCCCCCGGCCGGCGGCUGCGGCUCAGCUCCGCAGUCAGCUCCGCCAGCGGAGCGGCGAGGAGGGCGCGACAGGCGGGCGGGGGCUCAGGAGCGCGCGCUGCCUUCGGGGCUCCUCUCCGCGCGCCAGGGCGCGGGCUCCCCCUUGGGCCCCUCGGGCGGGCUCGGGGCGCCCAGAGUUGGGGGCCUCCCGCCGCGGCGCCGGGACCAUGGCGCUGCGUGCCCGGGCGCUGUACGACUUCAGGUCGGAGAACCCGGGCGAGAUCUCGUUGAGGGAGCACGAGGUGCUGAGUCUGUGCAGCGAGCAGGACAUCGAGGGCUGGCUUGAGGGGGUCAAUAGCCGCGGCGACCGCGGCCUCUUCCCGGCCUCGUACGUGCAGGUGAUCCGCGCCCCAGAGCCCGGCCCGCCCGGCGACGGCGGCCCGGGCGCCCCUGCCCGCUACGCCAAUGUGCCUCCCGGCGGCUUCGACCCCCAGCCCGCCGUGCCUCCCGCCUCCUUCAAGCCGCCGCCCGACGCCUUCCAGCCGCUGCUGCAGCCGCAGCAGGCGCCGCCGCCGAGCACUUUCCAGCCGCUGGGCGCGGGCUUCCCGUACGGCGGGGGCGCCCUGCAGCCGUCGCCUCAGCAACUCUACGUCGGCAGCUACCAGGCCAGCCAGGGCAGCGACGAUGACUGGGACGACGAGUGGGACGACAGCUCCACGGUGGCGGACGAACCUGGCGCGCUGGGCAGUAGCGCGUACCCGGACCUCGACGGCUCGUCGUCUGGCGGCGGGGGCGCGGCCAGCCGCUACCGCCUGUCUACGCGCUCCGACCUAUCGCUGGGCUCCCGCGGUGGCUCGGCGCCGCCGCAGCACCACUCGUCGGGGGCCAAGAGCUCGGCCACCGUGAGCCGCAACCUCAACCGCUUCUCCACCUUCGUGAAGUCGGGCGGGGAGGCCUUCGUGCUCGGUGAGGCGUCAGGCUUCGUGAAGGACGGGGACAAGCUGUGCGUGGUGCUGGGGCCCUACGGCCCCGAGUGGCAGGAGAACCCCUACCCCUUCCAGUGCACCAUCGACGACCCCACCAAGCAGACCAAGUUCAAGGGCAUGAAGAGCUACAUCUCCUACAAACUGGUGCCCACGCACACGCAGGUGCCGGUGCACCGGCGCUACAAGCACUUCGACUGGCUGUACGCGCGCCUGGCGGAGAAGUUCCCCGUCAUCUCGGUGCCCCACCUGCCGGAGAAGCAGGCCACUGGCCGCUUCGAGGAGGACUUCAUCUCCAAGCGCAGGAAGGGCCUGAUCUGGUGGAUGAACCACAUGGCCAGCCACCCGGUGCUGGCGCAGUGCGACGUCUUCCAGCACUUCCUGACGUGCCCCAGCAGCACUGACGAGAAGGCCUGGAAGCAGGGCAAGAGGAAGGCGGAGAAGGACGAGAUGGUGGGCGCCAACUUCUUCCUGACUCUGAGCACGCCCCCUGCCGCCGCCCUGGACUUACAGGAGGUGGAGAGCAAGAUCGAUGGCUUCAAGUGCUUCACCAAGAAGAUGGACGACAGCGCGCUGCAGCUCAACCACACGGCCAACGAGUUUGCACGCAAGCAGGUGACGGGCUUCAAGAAGGAGUAUCAGAAGGUGGGCCAGUCCUUCCGCGGCCUCAGCCAGGCCUUUGAGCUGGACCAGCAGGCCUUCUCGGCCCGCCUGAACCAGGCCAUCGCCUUCACCGGAGAUGCCUACGACGCCAUUGGCGAGCUCUUCGCCGAGCAGCCCAGGCAGGACCUGGACCCCGUCAUGGACCUGUUAGCGCUGUAUCAGGGGCACCUGGCCAACUUCCCCGACAUCAUCCACGUUCAGAAAGUGACAGAGAAGCCAUGUGCCAGGUUGCCGCGAGCCCCCCAAGGCGAUGCAGAAGAAAUGGGGCCGGCCUGAGCCUGAUGAGGGAGCCGAGUCAGCCCUACCAAUGAAGCGGGGACGUGCCAAGCCAGGAGCCACAUGUGCAGAGUGUCAUCGCAGUGGCCAGUGCGGGAUCUGGGGGACCGGUGGUGGGUGUGAGGGGAGCUUCGGACAAGCUGUUUUAACCUCUGUAAGCCUCAGUUUUCUUGCUGGCAAAGUGGGAACACUUCCUCAUAAGGUCACUAAAUGCUUAAUUUUGAAAAGUAGAAAGGUACUUUUACCAUGGGAGGCACUCACUCUCCUUUAAAAGACAAUUCCAGUAAUCUUAUCUCUCCAGAUAGCCUAUUACCACCAGAAUUGUAGUAUAAAAACAAAAGUACAAAAACUGAAGGAGUCAUUGGCAUAGCAGUUGAAUAUUGUAUUGUAAUGCAGCUAGCUGUCCUGCAUUGCACACCAGAAGAAAUGGUAAUAGUAAUAUCUGUGUUAUUUGGAAUCACCAUUUUGCUGCUGUUCACAUUAAAAAGUUUAUGUAAAUUAUCCACUGUCAGCUACUCCAUCCUCCAAAUUACUUGUGUCCUUACAUAAAUCACUUUGACUUUUCUGAGCUUCAGUUCCCUCAUCUGUAAAUAUGAGGUUCAUGAUUUCCUAGGUCUUUUUUUGUUGUUGCUGUUAGUUGAUUGCUUUUUAACAGCAUCAUUUCUACAUUGAAAAUAAAAUAUUCCUAAGUGUAUGAUGAACAUUUAGACAUUGUUUCAGGGUCGUUUCAGUAGCAUUCUAUCUGCAUAUGUGACUUUGUAAUUUGGGAGCAUGAAAUCCUUUAUCAGUUGAUGUGAAAGAACAUUCGUGUACAUUUAGUUCAGAUCAGCAAACAUGCUUACCCCACCAGGUGCUACAACUGUGACAAGGAUUAAUACCUGGCCUCCUGCCUGUUGGCACAGCUCCCAGGUGUACUGAAGCUAAGGUGUGGUGAAUGGCAGCAGGAGUUCUCUCUGACCCAAAUGAGGGGUGUGAUUAAUAGAGUCACCAAACAGAGAGACUGUGAUGGGUUUUCCCUCCUACAAAGUGUAUACUUCACUUUGAGUUCUGAAUAGUAUCUCCUUUCCAAAAGUAGAAACCAUCUUGUAUUGUUGAUCUUGUAUUUGUAUCCUGAUUAAACUUGAGUGUGAAUGAGCUUUAAUCCACGUCACUUCUACACCUUUUCUUAGAACUUUUUAUCUCUCAUUGUGAUUUGACUUUUCUCUUCUGAUAAAGAAAUUUUGUGUAUUUAGCAAGUAGGAAGAUGGUGGUUAGGAAAUUAAGUUAAAAUCAUUAAAUUUAUUCAUCAGAUCCUCAGAAAGAUAAGCCUGAUUUUAUUCAAUGAAUAUUUAAGUGUCCUUCAUAGAUCAGACACUAUUACACAUGCUAGGGUUGCAUGAAUGGCCAAAACAAACAACACCACCCUUGUGGAGCCUAUAUUCUAGCAGGGUGGAGACACAAUGAAAAACAAGCACAGUAAUAAAUGAUGAUGUAUGUCGGAGUGUGGUAUUUGUUAGGAGAAAAUAAUACAAGUGGAGCAGGGCAGGUGGGCAUGGGGACUCAGAAUGAAGUAUUAAAAAGGAUGGUCAAAGUAGGCCUCACUGAGAAGGUGAAAUUUAAGUGGAGGCCUGGAGGAGGUACAGGAGUUAGGAGAGCUUUUCAGGCAGAGGAUACAGCUAGAGCAAAGACACUGGGGUGGGCAUGUGCUGGGCAGCUGGGGAACAGUGAGGAGGCCAAGUGAUUGGAUCUAAGAGGAUCCUAGUAACAGAUGAGGUCACGGAAGUUCUGAUUUGUAGGUCAUUGUUAAGACUUGGAGUAAAACCUCGAGUGAGCUGGGAACCAUAGCAGGGCUUUGGGCUAAGGAAUGAUGUACAGCUGGACAUUUCAACAGACUUAACGCCUGUUUCUGUUGUUAAUAGAAUGGGGAGGGAGUAAGGUGUCAAAGAUAGGAGCAGAGAGCCAGUAGGAAACUGUUCCAAUAAUCCAGCUGAGAGAUAAUGGAGGCCUGAACCAGGGUAGGGACCACAGAGCUGGUGAGGAGGGAUCCUGCUCUGUGUAUAUUUUAAAGGUAGAAUCAACAGGUUUUCCUAAGGGAUCAGAUGUGGCAUGUGAGAGGGGGAGUCAUCAAGAGUGACUCUGGUUUUGGCCUGACCAGCAAUAAGAAUGGAGUUUCCAUCAGCUGAGAUGAGGAAGGCUGUGAGUGGAACAGAGGUGGGGAUGGGCAGUCAGGACUUGAGGUUAAUCCUUUUAGAUUCACAGGCUUCUAUUGGGUUGUCGGAAGAGUCAUGAUGCAUUUUUGCAAUGGAAAACAUAGAAAAAUGUGUCAUGACUUUUCUGACAACCCAAUACAUUCUGUUCCACAUCCCUUCACCCAAAUACAUUCACAGACAACGCAGCCUCAGAUGUAUUGUAGUUCCUUUCCUCAGAGCAUCCCACUUGGAGCCCAGCCCUUUUUCAAGUUAAUCAUCACUGAUAGAAUGCUAACUGGUGUGCCAAAGACUGUAUUCAUUGCUCUGUUAUUGGGUAGUGUGUGGUGGUCAUGUUUUAUGUCCCUCUAUGUAGUGCUACUGUUUUGUGUAUGCAUAGUAACUGGUUAAUGAAUUCUUGUUCAAUUAAUGAAGUAGGCACUCAAUAAGUACUUCUUGCUUGAUUUUGAAAUGGAUGUCUUCUGUGAUUUAUUGAAUGUUUUUGUUUUUCUAUUUAUAUGAUAAUGGAUAACAGUUUAAAAGCGUAUGAGAAAUAAAGAUACGGUCUGGAUAUAUUUUGUGGGUGAAGUCAUUAAUGAACAUGUGAGUGAUUUAAAAGUCUUAGGCUUAUGCAUCUGUGAAAUGACGUUCUAAAAUUCAUUCAUUCUUGAUGUUUAAAUAUUUCAUUAUAAUACUUUUCCUGGGGUCCCUUUUGCCUAAUUCAAAGCAUAAGAUCCAGAGAGAGUGCAUUCAUUCACCUCGUUGAAUGUCUUGGAUACACAAAUCACUGAGCUUAGGUGUUGAGCAGUGGGUACCUGCCCUCAUGGAAGGUGCAGUUCCAUAAGGGAGGGAAGAUGUGUAUGCAGGCCAUUGAAAUAAGAGGAAGAUAUGAAUUAGUGCCUGUAGUCAAGUUCACGUGAGUCCAGAGAAUAAAGAGUCAGUGUCAAUUGUGUUAGAGGCUUGGGUAGGUGGCGUUUGUUUUUCCCCUUUGAAAGAUGGUCAUCUUUUGACUUUUGGAGGAAUAUAGAUGGAAAGUGCAUUCUUGAUCUUAGAAGUGCUUUAGAAUAGGUUUGAUAAGCAUAUAAUUGCAGAUUCACUGCAUGCCCAGUGCUCAGCCUUUGGAGUGGUUAACUGUAAGUUUCGCCCACCCUGGCUCUAUUGAAUCAAAAUGUCAGGAACAUGCAGUCUGGACAUUGGUGUUCUCAAAAUCACAUGAUUUUGACGUGCUUCUGGGUUUACAACUGUUGCUGGAAAUGGAGGGAGCGCUGUGGAAGAUCAAACAGUGUACUGACGUGGUCAGGCCUGCGCUUCAGAUGGACAGGCCCUGGUGACAGCAGUAAAGGGUAGCUCAGGGUGUGGCGAGAUGGGAAGCUCAUACAGAU